UUAAUUAGCUCGACCUGAGAUAUGUAGCAACUGAGUGUUAGAUGUUCAUCUUCAAUAAGGAAGCAGUCAGGUGGAUCGGAGAUCGGGAAACAGAGAAUGAGAGAGAACAUGGAGAGAAAUCAUCAGGACCAGGAAAUGUUCUGGCAUGGAUCUGGAAUCUAUAAACAUUUUUCAGGGAUGUUCAAGCGGCCAUUAAAGAAGGGAUCUGCGAGAACCACAGUGCUCUUCGUCAUCGUCCUUUUCAUUGGAGCCUUCCUCUCAUUUCGCUGGAUCGACUUGUCUUUUAUAGGUGCUUCGAAGCAAAAACUGGUGGUUAACUCGGACGCAAUUCAUAAACAUUAUCAGAGAGUAGAAAUCCCACUCAAUUGUUUCGCCGGAAACCAGACUCAAAGCUGUCCUGCCAGAAGCUUCUCAGCAGCAAUUCAGACGGUAGAAGAUGACCGUUCAUCAUCGAACCCAGUUUGCCCUGAUUAUUUCCGCUGGAUCCAUGAAGAUCUGCGGCCGUGGAAGGAAAGGGGGAUCACGAAGGAGAUGGUGGAGAAUGCCAAGAAGACCGCUAACUUUAGACUAGUGAUCGUCAAUGGGAAAGCUUACUUGGAGACCUUCUCGAAAGCAUUCCAGACAAGGGACGUUUUCACCUUGUGGGGGAUCUUACAGAUGUUGAACAGGUACCCUGGGAGGUUGCCGGACCUUGAGCUGAUGUUCGAUUGCGUCGAUUGGCCGGUCGUCCAAGCACGCGACUACGAAGGGCAUAACUCCACUGCCCCUCCACCCUUGUUUCGUUACUGUGGGAACGAGUAUACCUUAGAUAUAGUUUUCCCUGAUUGGUCUUUCUGGGGUUGGCCAGAGGUCCACAUGAAGCCUUGGGAGUAUCUGCUGGGCGAGUUGAAAGAAGGCAAUGAGAGAAUCAAAUGGAUCAACAGGGAACCAUAUGCUUAUUGGAAAGGAAACCCAGACGUGGCUUCGACAAGGCAAGACCUCAUGAAAUGCAAUUUAUCCGACAAACUGGAUUGGAAUGCUCGCCUCUAUAAGCAAGAUUGGGCCCGUGAAUCUCAAGAAGGCUACAAGCAAUCAGAUUUGUCACGGCAAUGCACUCACAGAUAUAAGGUCUACAUUGAGGGCUCCGCAUGGUCAGUUAGUCAGAAAUAUAUUCUAGCCUGCAACUCUGUCACUUUACUAGUAAAGCCUCAUUACUACGAUUUCUUUACAAGGCAUCUAAAACCAAUUCACCACUACUGGCCAAUAAGGGAAGAUGAUAAGUGCAGAUCUAUUAAGUUUGCCGUUGAUUGGGGAAAUCGUCACAAGCAAAAGGCACAGGGCAUAGGAAGAGCAGCCAGUGAAUUCAUACAAGAGGAGCUGAAGAUGGAUUAUGUGUAUGAUUAUAUGUUUCAUCUUCUAAAUGAAUACGGGAAGCUUUUCAAAUAUAAACCCAGUAUACCUGAACAAGCAAGUGAGCUCUGUCCAGAGGUAAUGGCUUGCCCUGCAGAGGGGUUGGAGAAGGAGUUAAUGAUGGAUUCCAGGGUGAAUGCUACUAAGGAUACAAGCCCAUGUACAAUGCCACCUCCCUAUGAUCCUGCAUCUCUCCAAGCCUUACUGAAGAGAAAAGCGAAUUCAAUACGGCAGGUUGAAUUAUGGGAGAAAAAAUAUUGGGAGAAUCUGAAUAUGGAACAGUAGCUAGAGCUUAGUCCUUGUUUGAUUCUCUCUCUAUAUUUUGUUGACUU
This is a messenger RNA of Telopea speciosissima, 1721 nucleotides long. RefSeq names its product O-glucosyltransferase rumi homolog. The transcript has 6 exons. Bases 97 to 1674 code for a protein of 525 amino acids. NCBI's taxonomy places the organism in Eukaryota, Viridiplantae, Streptophyta, Magnoliopsida, Proteales, Proteaceae. The record is from RefSeq and is a predicted model, not a curated record.